AUGGCCAAACGCAGGGCACGUCAAGUCACAGUACCUCAGACAGCCGCGACCACUUGCGCCAAAGCAGCUGCAGUCCCUAGCAGUGCGAUGACCUCGAAAACCACGGCGCCUGAACUUCCCACAGAGAUUUGGGCCGCGAUUCUGAUGAACGUCGAGGAUCCGUAUGAUCUGUGGGUCAGCUGUCGUCAGGUUUCGUCCAAAUUCAAGAUUGAUGCCGAGCGCGCUUUCCGCGUGAACUUCCUACCGCACUUGAACAUUCAUUGGGGUUACCAUGGCAAUGAUGGCGAUCAUAUCAGCGUUGAGGCUACAAUCGACGACACUCAGUCGGAACUCAAAUCUUCUUCUGUGUCCUGCCUUUUGCGGACAACCGGUCCGUACUCAAGGCCGCCGGUACUGCCUCCUCAGACCAUGCAAGAACGUAUGGUUAUGUUGCACAAUAUUGUUGAUUGGGAUGACCUCAGCGCCAUGAGUCACGCGGGGUCCUGGGGACCGCUUCGCUCGAUGCAAGCGUACAUAAAAUGUCCGGAUAUCUGCGAUGAUUACGCCACCGAUCUCGAUUUACCAGAAGUGCAGCUCAGUCUCUUGCCAGUUCCUGAUCCUAUACCACAGAACACGAAGAUCUCUCAAGGCCACAUUACGUUUGACUGGAAAGUUCUAAUCACCACGUUUUUCGCCGAAGAAGUGCAUGUGCGACGAAAGCUAGCAGAUGGCAUAAACGCAACUGAAGAUGCAACUCUGGUCGGAUUGCACAGAAAAGCCAAGAUAUUCCUCCGUACAGGAUGCCCAACCCUGAGAUGGUCUAGCAAGCCACAGCCCCUCUCUCACAACAUGUCAAUGAAGGAUCAGCAGUCAUAUAUGAAAGUCAAAUCCCGCCACAUUGAAGCUGUCGUCUCCGCUCUUGCCCCCGAUCACACACAUCUAUAUGAAGAGGCCUACUCGCAGCGUCUCCGCAAAGCCUACUCUGGCAUUGGCCUCGAUCCGCCCUGGGAGGCUGAGGAGGCCAUUACCGAGCGUCGCGAGCUCCGCGCCCAUGUACGCAAGCACGUAAGAGCGUUCCACAAAGACAAGUACGAUGCUGCAAGAAUAGCCGCCGUUGCAACAGCAAAGCUACUUUGGAUGCGCAAAUUCGGAGAAGUCUCGUUCGAGAGCAAGCCUUCGCGAGCUACCCCUAUCGUCCAGCCCUUGGCCCAUGUUUCCAGGCUCGAGCUCGACAUCGAUGAUGAGAUUCUUUGCGACGAUCCUAGCGACGGCUUGGAUGACCGCUCUUACAUCCCAAGCAAGUCACUCGCGAAGAAAAAGGCUCGGCAGAAGAUUAAGGAUGAGUGCGUAGCUCCUGGAGAUACCGGGCAUAACCCUAGGUCGCGUAGGAAGAAGAAGGACAAGAGGCAAGAUGAGGAUGGUUGGUAA
Parastagonospora nodorum SN15 is the source of this 1407-nucleotide messenger RNA. RefSeq lists its product as hypothetical. The coding region runs from base 1 to 1407 and encodes 468 amino acids. Lineage: Eukaryota; Fungi; Ascomycota; Dothideomycetes; Pleosporales; Phaeosphaeriaceae. The transcript has a single exon. The record is from RefSeq and is a predicted model, not a curated record.